GCGGGACGGCGGCCGCAGCCCGGGGCAGGCAGGCGGACAGGCACGGAGCCCGGCCCGGCAGGAUCACCCGCAGUAGGACGACCCAGCGCGCUGCGGUGCGGCGGCGCCGACUGAGACCCGGAGCUGUCCACCUUGGCAGAGCGCGGCAUCUCCAGGUCCCUGGGUCUGGACAUCCAGCUCUACUAGGCCUGGCCAUGGCAUUGUGCCUGAAGCAGGUAUUUGCCAAGGACAAGACUUUCCGGCCCCGGAAGCGCUUUGAGCCCGGCACACAACGCUUCGAGCUCUAUAAAAAGGCACAAGCCUCACUCAAGUCUGGCCUGGACCUUCGAAGUGUGGUGAGGCUGCCACCUGGCGAAAGCAUCGAUGACUGGAUCGCUGUGCACGUGGUGGACUUCUUCAACCGCAUCAACCUCAUCUAUGGUACCAUGGCUGAGCACUGCAGUGAGACCAGCUGCCCAGUCAUGGCGGGCGGGCCUCGCUAUGAGUACCGCUGGCAGGAUGAGCGCCAGUACCGAAGGCCUGCCAAGCUCUCGGCACCCCGUUAUAUGGCAUUGCUCAUGGACUGGAUCGAGGGUCUCAUCAAUGAUGAGGAUGUCUUUCCGACACGUGUUGGAGUUCCCUUCCCCAAGAACUUCCAGCAGGUCUGCACCAAGAUCCUGACCCGACUCUUCCGAGUCUUUGUCCACGUCUACAUCCACCACUUCGACAGCAUCCUCAGCAUGGGGGCGGAGGCACAUGUCAACACCUGUUAUAAGCACUUUUACUACUUCAUCCAGGAGUUCAGCCUGGUGGACCAGAGGGAACUAGAGCCACUGAGGGAGAUGACAGAGCGGAUCUGUCACUGAGUCCAGAUCUGGAUGUUGUUGCCUAUCAACUGGACCAUCGGACACAGUGUAGCUAGGAGAGGGGACCUUAGGAGCCUGUCAGUAGAGCAAUCUGAAGGCCUGUAGGACCCCUCUACAUACCCAACACCUCUGGACUUCUCAGAAGUCCACCUGGAGAAGGGAGGGCUUCAAGUGGGCAACUGAAGCAAAGGAGUUUAGCCCCUCACAUUCAGUCCAAGAGUAGGGUAAGCUACCAGGUUCCUGCUCUGAUACUUCACCCUUUCCAGAUCCAUUUGGGGAAUAUGGAUGUGGCUGAAGUGGUGGCAAGAAAAUUAUGAGAGUAAGUGCAAGCGGGUAGGGGCGUGUGUGUGUGUGUGAGAGAGAGAGAGUGGGGGGUUGAUUGUGAGAUUUGUCUGAGAGAUUCAGGUCCUUUCUGGCACAUAGUAGGCCCUCAUGUUGGAUGGAUGGGUGGGUAGAUGGAUGGAUGGAUGGGUAGAUGGGUAGAUGGAUGGAUGGGUGAAUGGGUGGACAGACAGACAGGAUGAUCUAAGUCCAUGACCCUUUUAGAGUAAUGACAGCUUAGUGCCCCAGCUCAACUCUGACCAUAUGUACAAGUGUACAGAAUGUGUGUGUAGAUGGAGUGGUACCUCUGGAUCUUCUAGAGCACCAUUUUCUAUCUAAAUGAGUCCCAUGUAGUUGGGUGGAGGCUAGAAAGUUCAGCUUUGCCCUGAAUUCCUUAAACCCCUGACCUACCACCAUGUGUGCUGAUUUGCUCAGCCAAGGAUGUCCAUGAAUUGUUACUUCGUUCAUCUCUCUGCUUCCAGGAGGGCCUGAUAACAGUAAGCCUCUAAGCUAGGCGGUGGUGGCACAUACCUUAAAUUCCAGAAUUCAUGAGGCAGAGUCACAAGGAUCUGAGUUCUAGGCAAGCCUGGUCUACAGAGUGAGUUCCAGGACAACUAGGGCUACACAGAAAAACCCUGUCUCAAAAAACAAAACACAAAACAGCAAAGCAAAAUAGUAGCCUCUUGAGGAUUGAGAUUGAUCCCUCAUGUCCACAAAGGUCCCCUGGACUUUCAUCUGGGACUUGAGAUACUUCAGAACCUACUGACCUGACUGAAGGCCAGCACAACAUAGCCCUCUAAAACAGAGAGCCACUGGAACUUGAAUUGGGGCAUCUGGAAUCUUUUCUAUUAUCUCAGGACACUGAGGAUCAUGUAGCUGGUGGAGACCUUCCCAUCCUGAAAACACCUGCCUCUACCCAACCAUCCCGAGACAUCCCAGCUACUUGGGUCUCUAAGCACGGCUAUCUGGAGAGGCUGGGAUGCUCUUUCAAUAACCAUUACUUAGUACCUCCAUGCUGAGUCCUGUGCACAGGCUCACAGGUAGGGAAACCAUGACCCUUCCAGAGCCUUAAUCCUGAGAGGCCAGGAUGGAGAACAAGAAGUAACACAAGAAUCCUGUCUGUCUCUCAGUGUACAAAGAAGGAAACUGAAACCCGGAAGCUUUUUUAAAGCUGGUAUAAAAGCCAAGGCUCUUGACUUCUACUCUAGGGCCUGCUGAUGUGACACCAAGAUGCUUGUGGAAAUAAGGUUUGUCAAAUACUCUCCAGGACACAACUCUUCCUGUUUUGAACAAGGAUUCCUAGCCUGAUGCCAGAGAGCCCCACCACCCCUGGGUUGGCUCAAGUUGGCUACUGAAACAAACCUUCAAAACUAGGCCUAUUGUUAUGGCCUAGGAACUGCCUGCCCUCCGGAGAAACAGCAGGGCUCUCCAGAUCAGCAGGACCUGAAACUUUCUAUCUCUGCCAGCUUCAGAAAAGUCCCAAAGAAAGCAUGCUGUCCUACAGCUUUGGCAGUGGUUUGGAACUGAGGAAAGUGGGUAAUUCAUUCCCCCACAGUGGGCUGCAGGACAUAUUCUGAAAUCUAGGCUGUGAACAGGGAUGAUGGGGGUGGGGAGGGAAAUAUAUUUUUGUGAAAAAGGGAAGAUUUUGCUAUUUUUGGUAAAAAUAAAAGACAAACUAAAGCAA
This is a messenger RNA of Arvicola amphibius (Eurasian water vole), 2850 nucleotides long. It is a transcript of the gene Mob3c, whose product is annotated as MOB kinase activator 3C. The record is from RefSeq and is a predicted model, not a curated record. Gene Ontology annotation, biological process: positive regulation of protein phosphorylation; signal transduction. Gene Ontology annotation, cellular component: cytoplasm; nucleus. Gene Ontology annotation, molecular function: protein kinase activator activity. The coding region runs from base 195 to 845 and encodes 216 amino acids. Lineage: Eukaryota; Metazoa; Chordata; Mammalia; Rodentia; Cricetidae. The transcript is spliced from 4 exons.